CACAUUCACUCUCACCCCUCACCCCCCUCACCUCAACUUCCCCACUGCCUCCAGAUCAAAACUAACUCUCUCUCUCUCUCUCUCUCUUCAGCAAGCACAAAACUGAAACCAAGUCUCCUCCUUCCUACCCAUUAAUUAGCAAAUUCCACACAAUACAAAACUCUCAACCAUCAUGCCUAACGAUCAACUUGAGAUCAAAGCCAUGAAAAAGAAAAAGAAAAAGAAGAGGCAUAGUAUCGUUGGUUAACAGAAAGUUGGAAUGGGUGGAAUCGGUAAAAAGAGGUAUAAAAUGGAAUAUGGGUUCGAACUUUGUUUUCCGGAAUCAGAGGUGUAUUCAGCUAGGGUAAAUAAUUUGUGUGUGCCGAGUACUGUACUUUCUAAUUUUAUGUUGCAGUUCAAUGAAGAACACAGGAGAAGAUUUAGAGGGUCAUGCUUUGGGCACUUGAUGGACGUAGAUAAAAUUCAAUUUAGUGGUCAACUCGUGCAUGGUCUGGCCCUUCGCCGCGUCGCUGGACUCGGUGUCAAGAACAUGCACGGGCUUAGUUAUGCAAUAGGGUCCAAAGUGGUGCAGUUCACUGCAAAAUACUUCUGUCUAAUUAGUGGGUUGAAAUUUGGAGUAGAGCCUUCCAUACGUAGUGCAGAUGGUGGUGUGCAUCAGCUGCUUAAUCGUCAUUUCACCAACAAGAAUCACAUGACCUUACACGACAUAGAAAAAGCAUUCUUAAACUCCAAAAGGGGAAGUGAAGACUGCUUCAAAUUGGGAAUGCUUUACUUUGUAGAGUUUGUGAUAUUGGGGAAAGCCCCCAUUGUUAGGAUCAAUGAGGACUAUGUACACUUAGUACAUAAUAUGGAGGAAUUCAACAACUUUCCAUGGGGUUCUAUAUCAUUUGAGUACCUACAGGAUUCUUUGUUGUUUGCUCCUGGGAAAAAAGACAUUGAUGAGAAGGAUCAUGAGAAAGGAAAAGGACAGAGCAAGGAAAAAGAGGAGGUGAAAAGGGCCGUGAAAAAAAGGAAGAAAAAGGUGGAGAACGAGAACAGUGCCGGUCUUGAAUUUUUUAGGGCCCAUGGCAAAAGUAAAAAUUAGGCCCCUAUAUAUACUUAAAAUUAGUGAUGAACUCACUCUUAUUUUUCAACCAAGAUCUAACCUGUUCAAAUUAACUAAAAAUUUAACAUUCAAGCCAAAUAAAUUGUAUCGAUUCAAACUUCAA
This is a messenger RNA of Prunus avium (sweet cherry), 1208 nucleotides long. The record is from RefSeq and is a predicted model, not a curated record. Lineage: Eukaryota; Viridiplantae; Streptophyta; Magnoliopsida; Rosales; Rosaceae.